This is a messenger RNA of Suncus etruscus (white-toothed pygmy shrew), 1957 nucleotides long. RefSeq names its product Y-box binding protein 3 (gene YBX3). Gene Ontology annotation, biological process: regulation of gene expression. Gene Ontology annotation, cellular component: nucleus. Gene Ontology annotation, molecular function: nucleic acid binding. NCBI's taxonomy places the organism in Eukaryota, Metazoa, Chordata, Mammalia, Eulipotyphla, Soricidae. The record is from RefSeq and is a predicted model, not a curated record. The coding region runs from base 240 to 1349 and encodes 369 amino acids. The transcript has 10 exons.
CAUUUUUGGGGCAGUAAGAUCCAGCGAGGAGCCCCGGCGCCAGCAGUGCAGCAGCCGGAGAACUCCAGCUGCCUCCCCGCCGCGCGCCCACCCCAGCCCAGGCCUCGAGGUCCGCACCGGCUGCACCCCGAGAGCGAGCCCCCCGGCCACGCCACCACCAGCAGGCUCGCUAACCGCCGACCAACCAACCAACCUCCCAACCGCCACCGAGGUGCCCGAGUGAGAGCCGAGGCGGCGGCAUGAGCGAGGCCACCACCACCACCACCAUCACCACCACCACCACCACCCUCCCGCAGGCUCCGGCCGAGGCGGCCCCCCAGAACCCCGCGCCCAAGAGCCCGGGAGGCAGCGGCGGCGCGCCCGCGGCUGCCGCGCCCGCUGCUUUGGGCGCUGCAAACCCGGGUUCCGGAGACGCGGCCCCCGCGGCCCCGGGCACCGCGGCCCCCACUUCUGCCGCCCCCGCCGGCGGCGAGGACGCGGAGAAAAAAGUUCUCGCCACCAAAGUCCUUGGCACUGUCAAAUGGUUCAACGUCAGAAAUGGAUAUGGAUUUAUAAAUCGAAAUGACACCAAAGAAGAUGUAUUUGUGCAUCAGACUGCCAUCAAGAAGAAUAACCCACGGAAAUAUCUGCGCAGUGUAGGAGAUGGAGAAACAGUAGAGUUUGAUGUGGUUGAAGGAGAGAAGGGUGCAGAGGCAGCCAAUGUGACUGGCCCGGAUGGAGUUCCUGUAGAAGGGAGUCGUUAUGCUGCUGAUCGGCGCCGCUACAGACGUGGCUACUAUGGCAGACGCCGUGGACCACCCCGAAAUUACGCUGGGGAGGAGGAGGAGGAAGGGAGCGGCAGCAGUGAAGGAUUUGACCCCCCUGCCACUGACGGGCAGUUCUCUGGGGCCCGGAGUCAGCUGCGCCACCCCCAGUAUCGCCCUCAGUACCGGCAGAGGCGGUUCCCGCCUUACCACGUGGGACAGACCUUGGACCGCCGCUCCCGGGUCUUUCCCCAUCCCAACAGAAUGCAGGCUGGUGAGAUUGGAGAGAUGAAGGAUGGAGUCCCAGAGGGAACACAACUUUCUGGACCGGUUCAUAGAAAUCCCACUUACCGCCCAAGGUACCGCAGGGGACCUCCUCGCCCUCGACCUGUCCCGGCUGUUGGAGAAGCUGAAGAUAAAGAGAAUCAGCAAGCAGCCAAUGGUCCUAACCAGCCAUCUGCUCGCCGUGGAUACCGGCGUACCUAUAACUAUCGGCGUCGCACCCGUCCUCCUAAUGCUCCUUCUCAAGAUGGCAAAGAGACCAAGGCAGGUGAAACACCGUCUGAGAACCCUGCUCCGGCCAUUGAGCAGAGUAGUGCUGAAUAACACCAGGCUCCCAGGCACCAACUCCAUCCUCAGGUGACCUAAAGAAUUCAUGACCAUUGAAACAAAAUAAAACUAUAAAAAGCAAGCCACAACCUUACCAACACCAAAGAAACACGAAGGCAAUAAAGUGGAAGACGAAUCAAGAUGUGGACAUCAAAGUGUUUACUGUUAUUCUUUAUGAAACAAACAACUACAAAUAAAUAUCAGCACAUUUUCCCUCUAAGCUGAGAGUUCGGGAAAGUCUGCACAGAAGCUAAGAGAGCACCUUCCCGGUUUCAGCAACACUAGGUUUCUAUUUUUUUUUUUCCUCUGGUUUUUACUGUUUGGUAAUAUGAAUUGAAAGAAGAAAUAUUAAUACCAUGGGGGGAGAACCCCGACCAAAGAAAUCUGAAAUAUAUAGUCAGUGCCCUUUUUUUUUUUCUAGUUUGUUCAUUUUGGAUGCUGGUGCUAAACUUGCAAGUGUCAUGAUUUAGAAAAGGAAUAUUAAACCCUCCUUAUUUAUUUCUAGGACAAGGGGAGGAUAACAGUUUUGCUUUCUUAUGUGACUCUUUGAAAAUUGUGCAGUAUGAAGUUCCUAAGAAAUAAAAAUUUUUACCCUGAAAAUGAAA